Messenger RNA from Chenopodium quinoa (quinoa), 1736 nucleotides. RefSeq names its product probable WRKY transcription factor 13. Gene Ontology annotation, biological process: regulation of DNA-templated transcription. NCBI's taxonomy places the organism in Eukaryota, Viridiplantae, Streptophyta, Magnoliopsida, Caryophyllales, Amaranthaceae. Gene Ontology annotation, molecular function: DNA-binding transcription factor activity; sequence-specific DNA binding. The record is from RefSeq and is a predicted model, not a curated record. The transcript is spliced from 3 exons. Bases 651 to 1379 code for a protein of 242 amino acids.
GGAAAUGGAAGGAAAACCUUAUUCACAAAAUUCUCCCUUUCCUUUCCUCCCAAAAUUGGAGGAAUUUGGAAGGAAAGAAAGAUUUUAAAUAUUUCAAGUUUAAAAUUAGAUUUCCCUUACCUUCUCUUCCUUUAUUAAUAUGAUACCUAACAAUAAAUUCCUCUUCUUUUCCUUCCUAUACUAAUAUCAAACCAAACAUUAGAUCAUAUAGUUUUUUCCUUUCCUUUCUUCUUCUUCUUUCUUUUCCCUUCCCUUCCCUUCUAUUUCCUUUCUUUCCUUUACUAAUUAUUGAACCAAACAAAGCCUUAAUUAGACCAAAUCUCACUCUCUGUUACCCUUUUGUUUUUCUUCUUUUACAACUUAUAUUAUUGUUUCAUACGCUUUUAUAGAUCGUCAAAAAAACUAAAGGUAAUAUCAUUUUCUUUCAGAAAAAAAAAGAGAAUAUUUAUAUUCUAAAAUACUGUAGUUAAUAAUAAUAAUAUUCCCAAACAAAAAAACCUACCUAUAUAUCUACAAGCUUUCUUCUUCAUUUUCCACAUUCUUCUUCUUCAUCCCUAACCAAGCAAAAAAAAAAAAAAAAAAGAGAGAAAGAGAAAGAAGAGAGAAAUUAUUGUUAUUAUUAUUACUACAUUAAUUUGAUAUCUCAAGCUAUGUUAAACCAAAGUUUAAUGGAAGAUCAUCAUCAUCAAAUUGGAUUAUCAAGCUCUCAAAUGGGUUUUUACCUAAACUCUACAAAUCUGACUAGUUUUUCUCCACCACUUGUUCUAAAUCAUCAACAACAAUCUGAUGAUCUUAAACCCUUCAAUAAUUUUUUACCUUCUUCUUUUGGUUUAGAUCAUGUAACUUCUACUCUUACUCAAGCCCUCCUUUCUUCCACUAAGCCUAGACAAGAAGAUUACUUAUCCUCAUCUUUUACUAACAAUUUACCUCCUCUUUUUUCUCCUCAAAAACCAACCCCAAAUUACAACCUAUGGGCGGCGUGGGGAGAAGGGAAGGAGUACCAAUUAGCUGGGAGCAAGAGAAGUUGUAAUGGAGAUGAUCCACUACUCGGGGUAUCGACCGUGAAGAUGAAGAAGAUGAAAGCAAGAAGGAAGGUUAGAGAACCAAGAUUUUGCUUCAAAACCAUGAGUGAUGUUGAUGUUUUAGAUGAUGGUUAUAAAUGGAGGAAAUAUGGCCAAAAAGUUGUCAAGAACACCCUUCACCCUAGGAGUUAUUACCGAUGCACACAAGACAACUGUAGAGUGAAGAAGAGAGUGGAGAGACUAGCUGAAGAUCCAAGGAUGGUCAUCACAACUUAUGAAGGUAGACACAUCCAUUCUCCCUCCAACGACCUCGAUGAAUCGCAAGGCGGCCAAACCCAGCUUAACAACUUCUGGUGAUCAUUGAUCAUAUGCUACAAACUACGAAUUCUAUGAUUUAUAGUUAACCUAGUCUUUUCCCUUUGUGGUACCAUGUAUGUAGUCGUUUAAUUACACUAAUUGUCUACGACAAACACGUACGUACCGAGCUGCUGGUGUUGUUUUUAAUAUGCCAUGCCAAAUCCAAACCAAAAUCAUGUAGUUGUUAUGUUUAUUAUCAGUUCAUGUAAAUGUCUAGUACGUAAACUUUGAUUUUUUUUUGCAUGUUAUGUGGGUCGUCUAUUUUAUGGGAAAAAUAAUAUACCAAGUAAAGCACUUGUAAAAUUUACUUUUUACUGUAGUUCUUGAUAUAAGAGUUGUUGUUAAAUUAUUAGAACA